AUGAGACAUGGACGCGUUGGAAACGGCCAUACAGACUAUCCAGCGAUCGCUGUAUGGGGCGGUCGCAGUGUGUUGGACAUCGCAGAGGAUCCAGCGCACACGUUCCAAGAGUUAGAGCAGGCUGUGCGAAAAGAAGCCAACGCCCACCGCGAGCGGGACAAGACACUCUCAUUAUCGAAAGCCGCAAGGAAUGGCAAUUUGAGCGCGGUGAGACGCCUUGUCGAAGCAGGUGCAGAGAUUCAUAUCAACGACGAUGGUGAUUACGAGACUCGUUCGGCAAUCCGAGUGGCGGCCCGAUAUCAACAAAGCGACGUGAUCCAGUAUAUUCUCGAGGUCGAGCGUGAUCGAACCGAGUGUCAGGCGUACCUACAAGAAGCUCUUGAACAGAUGAUCAACGAGUUCCGGUACGUGGAAGCAGAUCGCCUGGCCCGGAAUAAGAUAUCCAUCGAGAGGGCCAUCAUCAACAAUACCAAAGCCCUAAGCCAAGCUUGCCGGAGUGACAAUCUGAGUCUGUUGAAAGUUCUGAUCGCCCACGGUGCGAGGAUUGAAGAUCAGGAGAUAUUUGCUCAACACCGAACACCAUUGGAGGCUGCUGCUAAAUACGGUCAUGUAGACACAGUGGCAUACCUGCUAUCUAAAGGUGUCACUGCUCGGCCUGUUUCUGCCAAGAACAAACAAGCAGCUCUAAGAUAUGCUCACGCAAACGGUCAUAUUCAAGUCGCCGAUUUGUUAAUACAAGCGGGUGCCGAUCUUAAAGACCCAAGUAUUCAUUGUUCGCUGAGGUCUGCGGCUGCUCAAGGCCAUAUGGAUGCCUUGGAACGUCUUCUGGACAUUGGAGUAAGCAUGGGUUCUGCGUAUGGAGCAUUGCAAGAGGCAGCAGGCAACGGCCAUAUCGAUGCAGUCCACAGGCUACUGCAAUCAGGGGUCCAUGUCAAUGCACAAUACGAAGGGUUCACAGCACUCCAAAGAGCGGUUGCGGGACAUCAUUCUAGCAUCGUUCAAUUAUUACUAGAAGUAGGCGCCAAUACGAGCGUGCUAUCUCGCGAAGGAAGCACGGUAGAAGAUUGCGCUGAUAUAGAUGGAAAAGCCGAGUUGACCCAGUCUGUCAACGCUAAUUCUAUUUUGCGAUUUUCCGAGAGCCGUGCAGGCGUUGAGAAGGGCAUAUGCCUUGACUGUCACUCAUUAGUUACGGAGCUCUACACGGACGAGUUUACGUCACGCGUUUUCGAUCCUGACAGCUACCAUGGAUUCGACCCAAUGAGUCUUGAUAUCCUUGAUCUUGAUACAUUGCCCCACCCUACCGAAUUCGUACAUCUUUCGACACAGUUCCUGCAGGAAUGGGACAAACAAGUACUAGAAGCCUCAACACUUACCACAAAUAUACAAUUUCGAUUGCAAGACCUCGACGCACACGAAAUCCCCAAAACACUCCAGGAGGCCAUCCAGACGGCGCACAACCUCAAUGUAGACUAUAUCUGGAUCGACUGUCUGUGCAUCGUCCAAGACAGUCCCGACGACUGGGCCGCUGAAGCUGCUCUGAUGAACAAAGUUUACCGAAACUCGUACUGCACGAUCGCGGCCAACCGUUCACAUCCCGGUAGCCUCUUCUCGGUAUACAAUGUCGACGGUGACUACGCUGAAUUUGAGUUGCCAUUAAAGAACGCAAAAGCUGCCAAAGUGCGAGUUUUCAAGAAGCUGACAAGGUGGGACUCUUUGAUCCGCACAGGGCAACUAGCAAGGAGGGGUUGGUGCUUCCAGGAGCGAGAGCUUUCGCCACGUAUACUGCACUGGACAGAUGAGCAAGUUCUUUGGGAGUGCCGCAACAGUUCUUUGUCUGAAGCUGGCGCUCUUCGAACGCAAGACUACUAUGACCGUGACAUCAAGAUGUAUCAGCGCAUGCAGAGGAUCUUGGACGGUAUAGAACACAAGAGUGUCGAAGAAAUAUACGAAUCAUGGUACACCACAGUCGCGGAUUACGCGGCCAGAGAUCUCACGAAGCGAGGAGAUACUUUGCCAGCCAUUGGAGGCCUCGCUCGUGUUCUGAACGAGCGUCUGAGGACGCAAUAUUUAGCCGGUCUUUGGUAUGAAGACAUCUCUAGAAGCCUGGCUUGGCGAUGUCAUCGUGGGACCCGCCACGACACAUGUACCGCACCUAGUUGGUCAUGGGCUUCAGUAGGUAGGCAUGGCGGCUACGGUAAUCACUACCAGAGUUACCACUUCCGUGAUGGAAAAACUACGGCAUGCACAGUUGGAGAAGGGCUCUCGAGUAUCCAUGGCCACAACAUCCGACUGGCGACUGCAGACCCUUACGGAAACGUUAUUUCGGGCCAACUACUUGUCUCUGGUCCGGCAAUUUGGGCCACACUGGAAAGGAAAGCAUACAACGAUACUGAAAUCGUUCUGAGGGGUCUUGAUUCAGUUACUUCACAUCGUACUAACGAAGUAACCGAACAUUGCAAGGGACAUGCAUAUGAAAGAUCCAGACACAGACCCUCACGGAAUUAUCGCGGUGUGCUCGAAAUUGAUGUUGAAAGUGAUGCACAUCUGUACUGCAGCGUCAUCUGCAUCGCGCUCUUUUACUACGACGAUGAGAAGCCUCAAAGGAGAGAGGCGGUGGGAUUGGGCUUGGUGCCUGUGGAGGGAGAAAGCAACACCUAUCGGAGGAUCGGCCGUGUGUCAGACAUGUCACUGGACGACCUGAUGAUUGCACCAGUCCAUAAUCUGAUCAUCAUUUAG
This is a messenger RNA of Didymosphaeria variabile, 2736 nucleotides long. RefSeq lists its product as uncharacterized. Bases 1 to 2736 code for a protein of 911 amino acids. Gene Ontology annotation, molecular function: protein binding. Lineage: Eukaryota; Fungi; Ascomycota; Dothideomycetes; Pleosporales; Didymosphaeriaceae. The record is from RefSeq and is a predicted model, not a curated record. The transcript has 2 exons.